AUGCAUUAUACAUAUAGGAAUAUAAGUGUGAUAAAUAUAGCGGGAAAAAACUAUCUUCACAGCAUGUGAAUGUGUGUUUGUGUGAGUGUGAACUAGAGGAGGAGGGGGAGGCAGCAGCAGAGGAGAGAAAAGAAGACACCACCCAACUCUGUCGGGAAAGAGAGGCGGUGCGCGCUGAAGAGGAGGAGGAGGAGGAGGAGAGCAGCACCACGGACAGCUCUCCGGAAAGACAGCAGCGACGGCGAGGACUUUCUGCUCUGAAAGAAAAAAAAAAUCCCACAUGGAUUUUCACUAUAAUUUUAUUUAAGAAGAGCAAAAAAUAUAGAUAUUUUUUUAUGACUGUAAAGACAGAACACAGUCAGAAUCAGCUGCUAAGUUUCUCAUCACUCCAAGGCGUUUUCUUUCCUCCCCUCGUUGGACUAUAUCCUAAAUAUAAGUUGAUACUUUCUUCGUGUUUGUGUGUGAGAAUCUUUUUCCAUUGUUGGGAAGUACUACCAGGAACAAAAAAUAUACGCACCCAAGGCAAGUUUUUUUUUUAUUUUCCCCACUCAAUGCAUUAAGGCUUCUUUCAGCCUACAUAUAAUUGCUAUUUUCCCCAGAGGCGGUAAAGAGUCCUACAGCCACUAAUGUGAGCCUCUAAUUCAGUUCUCCACUCUCACGCAGCACUGAUUCUUUUCUUUUCUCCACCAAAGUCACCCACCGUGCGCGCUGUACGCUCGGCAGCGGAUGAAUAAACCCUACACUUGUGGGAAUUAAUGUCGAUGGAGGGAAAACGAAAAAGGAGAUUGUUGUGAGAUGAAGUUGGAGACUCUGUCACCAAAUAAAGGAGGACGUACCUUUUGACACCAUUUCUAUUUUUUUUUUUUUUUUUUCAUUCGUUCUUUUUGAGAACUCCUGCGGGGAGAAAACAGAAUGGCGCUGAGUGGAAACUGCAGGACUAAUCCCAAAGAUCUGCAAGCUUCAGUUCAGAACAGUUUCCCAGAUGUGGUUGAGUUGAACGUAGGGGGUCAGGUUUAUUACACCCGGCACUCAACUUUGGUGGGCACCCCGAAUUCGUUGCUCGGUAAGCUGUUCUCCUCCAAAAAGGAGGCUUCCAACGAUUUGGCGAGAGACCCUAAGGGUCGGUUCUUCAUCGACAGGGACGGGUUUUUGUUCCGAUAUGUGCUGGACUACCUACGGGACAAGCAAGUCGUCCUCCCGGACCACUUCCCCGAGAAAGGGAGGCUCCGGAAGGAGGCAGAGUACUUCCAGCUGCCCGACCUGGUGAAGCUUCUGACCCCGGAGGACAUCAAGCACAGCCCGGAUGACUUCUUCCACAGCGACCACGAAGACGGCUCCCAGGGCAGCGAUCACCGGCAGUGCCCGCCGCCCUCUCUGGUCCCCGCGGACAGGAAGAGCGGUUUCAUCACGGUCGGGUACCGAGGGUCGUGCACCAUGGGCCGAGAGAGCCAGAGCGACGCAAAGUUCCGGAGAGUCCCUCGGAUACUGAUCUGCGGCCGCGUGGCUCUGGCUAAAGAGGUGUUCGGGGAGACGCUGAACGAGAGCCGGGAUCCGGACAGGACCCCGGAGCGCUAUACGUCCCGGUUUUAUCUCAAGUUCAAACACCUGGAGAGAGCGUUUGACAUGCUGUCGGAGUGCGGCUUCCAGAUGGUGGCCUGCAACUCCUCGGUCACAGCCUCGUUUGUCAACCAGCACACCGAGGACAAGAUCUGGUCCAGCUACACCGAAUACGUCUUCUACCGUGGUCCAUCACGCUGGUCCUCUCCACCAUGUGACUGCUGUUGUAAGAACCACAAAGGUGACGGCGAAGGCGAGAGUGGCACUUCCUUCAACGAGCUUUCGACCUCCAGCUCUGAGAGCCAGUCAGAAGCCAGCUCUCCACAGGGGACAGUCAUCUGUGGCCCAGUCAGCCGUCAGUCUCACCCUCAUGCCAAGGUCCAGACCCUGGACAGGCCACCAAAGAAAGGCCCCGUUAGCAUGAUUCAGCAGUCUGACCAGCGGCGGAAGAGUGACUUACUGCGCACUCUCACGUCCAGCUCGCGAGACACCAGCGGCUGCAAGAAACGGCCGGCGAAAGAAAAGCUGACGGUUGAGGAGGAGCUGGAAAAGUGCAUUCAAGACUUCCGCAACAUCAAGAUACCGGAGAGGUUUCCCGAGAGGAAGUACAUGUGGCAGGCCGACCUGCUGAGAAAAUACCGCCUUUGAGCCUGAAUUUGGCAAGGAUGCAUGGAGGGACCAAACACAAGGCCAAGGAUCAGUUUACGUGAUUUUUUUCCCAUCAUUAAUCUUUUCAAACAAAAUCAAGUUUGCGGGGGAACUUUUCAUGCAAGAAUGUUAAAAGCCAGAAUCAAGAAAUAGUCAUCAAAAAAGGUGAAGGUGGCAAAGACUAAGGAACAUGUUGUAUGUACAGAACGUGUGUAUAUGUAGUUUAGACUAAGUAUUUACUGUCGGUAUGUGCAGUAACUUGCUGAAUGCAGCAGCAAUGGACCAAUACAAUGGAGCUAACUGAUGAAACAACUGAAAGGCUUUUACUGGCUGCACCUGGUGUUACAGAUGAUUAAUGGGGGAGCAAGGCUGUAAUCGGCCGUCAUUUUGAUGGGAAAAAAUUACAACAGCUACAUUUCUGAUCCAACAAAGACAAACACUGAUUUACUGCGUGAUCGUAUGAGUGUGUUGGGUUGUAUGUGUGUGUUUUUACCCAGGUGGCCUGGAGGUCAAAGAUAAAUCUGCAUGGGGACUCAUAAAUAAUUCAUGCAGUUCCAACAGAGCUCUCACCAUAAAUACUCCCUGAGAUCUCUGCUGCCACAGCGGCACAAACAGCUGGGCUGAUUACUUUACUUUUAGGUAACAUUUGGAGACUCUUAAGCCAGAAGGAGGACCGAUUUCAUCAGCAUAUAAAUUAAUUCCCAUUUUUAGAGGCUUGUUAGGUUGCAAAUGUGCCCCGAGAGCAGCAAACAGCAGCACACUGCUUGAAUUUUUACAAAGUUGCCUGGAUGUGGAUCGACAGCCAGUUGUGAAGGAUAAGUGAAUGAGAAGUCAAGCCAUGAAGGAAAGGUUUGAUCAUAUUAACACUCACAUCACAGUCAUCGCAUUAUGUUCACAUAAACAGAAAUCUCAUAAACAUUUGCUCCAACUUAGUCACACUGAACAAUAAAUCAUGUUAUAAUUAAGGCCUCACUUAGUAUGACAGCUACCAUGCAGGCAGAAUAAGGCAGGAUUGCUGUAUUUUCUAACUCUGCCAACACAGUUCGAGGCUUUCCACACUUACUGUUGACAAGUUAAUCAAUAGUUAUUGAUGAUCAGUCAGAUGAUAGAGCUGAUACAUAUAGUUCUUGUUUACAGUUACUAAUGAAGUCUUUAGCUCCUAACACAAAGGUGCCACUUGUGUAUUCAGUGAAGAUUAGCCAUCACUCAUGUAUUUAAGUUUGUAGUGGCAAGGGAAUGUAUUGUAAAGUAGCUACAGAACCUAGGAUGACAUGGAUCUUCAAUAGAACCAUAAUAUUGCAACUCUACUAGUUAAUUAAAAUUACUUCACUAUUUUUUAAUAAUUAUAAUUAAUAACACUGGAUUUAACCUAAUACAUGCUUAGGACAUUUUUUUGUUUUAAAAUCAAUGACAAUCAAUUGGUAAAAAUGUUGAGGAAAGUUAAUAUAUAAACUGAAUAAGAUUUUAAUGAAACUGAGAUUUGUGUUUUAAUCACCAUACAAGAAGAGACACAUCUGAACGAGAACAGGGCGACUGCUUUUUCUGAGAAUCUAAAGAACAACAUCAUUGUGCAAUUUAACUUUUUACUUACAUUUAUUAUAAGGGAGUGGUGGCCCAGUGAUUAGCACAGGGCCACAAGUUCCUGAGUUUGAAUCCUACAGACAGCCCUUCUUGGUCUCGGAACAAAUGCACAGUGGCAGCCAACAGCUCCCUAAAACGGAUGGGUUUAAUACAGAUAACAUAUUUCAUUGGAAUGUAGGUUGAAAAGACUAUUAAAUAGGAUUACAAUAAGCAGCAAUUCACAACAACUUACACCUAAAGUCUCUUUGCACAGGAAUAAAAUUAUUUCAUUUUACAAAAAAAGAUCAAAUUUGACAGGUUCUCUAAACGGGUUUCUUCUUUGUUGAAACGUUUUGUCUCUUCUCCAAGAGACCCUUUCAGUCUGAAGAAUUGCUGGUAAACUCAGCCUUAUAAACACUACCUUUGCAUAGUGUUUUUGCAAACACUAUGCAAGUGUGACAUUCAAAACUGGUUGUUCACAUGCAAAAGAGGACCAUCAGGCUACCAACUGAUGACUAAGGCUCUGAUGGCCGCUUAUUGUUCCCUGGGGGCUGAAUCAUGAUUGCAAUAACAGCAUUGUAAAGGGGGUGGGGGGACAAUUUGACCUGGGGGCCUCCACCCCUGUUUAAUGCUGAGUAGUUUCUCUUCUCAAAAAUGAUUUCCUUUACUUCUUUCCGGCUUGCAGACUAGUGUAAACCACAGAAUCUUGGCCUGAUGAUGUUACUCUUCUGUGCUGGGCAAUCAUUUUGGCCAGUGGCUGCUUUGUUUCCCCGAUGUAUAACAGGCCACAGUCCUCCUGGCACUUAACAGCAUACACACCAUCGCUCUGUUUUUGGCAGGGGAUCAAAUCUUUGGAGAGUCUUUGCCCUAAUGUAUUUUGGGGUUGAAAGCCAAUGGGACGUUAUGUUUAGAAAACAAACGUCUCAGUUUUUCUGAAACUCCCACACAUAAGGGAUUGCUACUGGUUUAGGUUUGGGGUCCACCUUUUCACCUCAUGGUUUGGGUUUCUUGUCUGCUUUGAGGAAAGCCCAGUAGGAUAACCACAUUGCUCUAGGGCCUGUGUUGUGUGUGAUUUCUCCUUCUCCUUGGCUCCUGAGUUUGUGGGGACAUGGUCUGCUCUGUGAUACAGAGUCCUGCUGACUCCUGACUUAUGCUUCAGGGGGUGAUGGGAGUCAAACCGCAAGUACUGGUCUGUGUGUGUGGGUUUGUGAUACAUCUCAGCUUUUAACUGCCCUCUAUCCAGGAUUGAAUGAGACCGGGGAAUGGUAGAUUAUUACAGGAACUUUUGCAAAAACUUUUCAACCAUGGUGAAACCUUUAACAGAUUUACACAGUCCAAAUGUUUUUUUUUGUCUGGACUGAAGAAUGUAAGGAUGCAUUUGAAAGUGUUAAAGCUCUCCUCUGCCAUGCACCCGUUCUGAUUGCUCAUGAUCUGACCCGACCAUUCAAGUUGGAGCGGUAUUUCUACUUCUCUCGCAAGGUUAACAAAUAUCAACUAAAUUAUUCCACCAUUGAAACGGAGACUCUGGCUUUGUUAGUGGCUCUCCAGCACUUUCACUAAAAGUAUUUGCUCAUCAGCGUUCACACAGAUGUGACCUUAAUUGACAUCCCAUUCUUAAGUCCAUGGCAUUAAUUUUCUUGUUGGGCAACCCUUUGCAGCUAUAACAUCUUCCACUCUUCUGAGAAAAGUUGAAGCUCUUGUACCUUGAAUUCUUCUGAGAGACUUGUCAUAAGUUUUAGUGUGUUAAUUAAUAUUUUCACAGAUGCCUAUUCUUGUGGUCAGUUGGACACUGAUGUUGAACGAGACUGCCUGGCUCACAAUUUUCACUGCAAAGUCUUGACUGAGUAUUUUGUUGGGCUGAAGCCAGAAUUCCCGAGUUGUUCCACAACAAACUGGCUGAUUUGUGUCUUUAUGGACCUUUCUGUUAUGCAUUGGAGCACGGUCAUAUUUGAGCUGGUAUUGCCCAUCCCAAAACCUGUCUCACACAUUGUUCAAAAUAUCUUGUUAUGCUGAAGCAUUAGAGUUCUUUUUUUCUGAAACCAAUGGGAAAGCCCUGCACCCAAAAAAAAAAAAAAAAAAAAAAAACAGCCCCACAUCUCAAUCCCUUCUGCAUCAAACUUUGCAGUUGACACAAUGCAGUCAGGUAAGUGUUGUUGUUCUGGCAACUGCCAAACAAUAGCAUCAACCAAUGGAUUUCCAGAAACAGAGGUAUGAUUCUUUACUCCAGAAAGGUGUCUCCACUACUCGUGUCCAGUAGCAUGGGACUUUGGAUCAUUGUAUCUGACACUUUGCAUUUCACUUGUUAAUGUAAGGCAUGAUAGCAGCUGCUCAACCAUGUAAACCCAUUCCUUGAUACUAUCUACAAACUUUUCUUGAGCUAAACAGAAAAGCUACAUAAAGUUUAGAGGUCUGCCAAUAUCCAUUCUGUUUUUUCCCCCCUCAAUCAUUUACACUUUGUUAUAAUACCACUAAGUUAAUGCUAAAAUAUGAAAUAGUAAAGUUUUUUUUUUCACUGUACUCUACUGGAAUUUAUUGAGCUCUGCAGAUUGACCCAUUCUUUAAAAAAAAUGUUUUAAGAUGCAGGUGCCCAGGGGUUGGAAUUUACACAUCUGCAGCCAUAUACAUGAUUUUAAUGGAAAUAUUUAACAAUUUGGAUAGGUAAGAGAAAGCUGUUAGCUGCCCUAAAACAUUGAGAUACAAUACAUCAACUUGUGUUGCUAACAUAUCUGCAGUUUGGAAUAAUUUAAAAGUAAAUAAAUAAAAUGUAAGCGUUGCAUGGGUAACUUGCUAACUUAUCAGUUUGGGUAUUGCUUGAGGCAGCAGUGAAAGGGCUACAUUGCUGAAUACAAGUUAAUAACGCUAACUGGUGGUGAGCAAUGAAAAACAACGCACUUUAGAGGAAAAUAAAGGGAGAAAUGUCUAAUGACAAGCAAUAAGGGAAAAAAAAGGAUUACAGAAACGCUGAAAGAUUUUAUCAUUGUGGAUAAUCAAUCCAUCGCUAUAGUGCAAAUUUGAGGUUUUUAAUCACCUUUUGCACCUGCUAGAUUUAUGGUACACUCUACCUUCUUAGCAUUACAAAAGCAACACACUGCUACAAAGCCUAGAUAAAAAGUUUGCAAUCAUCUUUAGGAUAUGUUAUCUGAUGUGAUUGUUGCUUGGCCCCAUGGCACAUUGGAUAGACUCCUGAUUGAUAAAACAUUUACUAUGCUUCAUGUCCAGCAGUCUUAGUUUUGUUUUGCAGAAUAUACAAGCAAGCAAUUGAGCAAAUACUAAACAGAUGCAAAAGCAACAAAAACUAUAUCCCUGUCAUUUGCAUGAUGUUAUGAGUAAUAUGCAAGUGAAGAAUGAUAUAGACCCACCUGUUGUCCAAGAUGGACAUCUUGCAAGGGAAAACAUAGCAACAGCAGCCACUGGGAGAAGCAUAGCUGGUUACAUCAAGGACUUCAGACAUGUGUAGGGCUCCUGAAGAGUGAAUCAAUUAAAUAACAGUGACAAAUUAGCAUUAUCAUGCUUAGGGUAAGGAGUGUGGAGGUUUGUGCUUUAAAGAAGCUGGAAUUUGAAAUUACUGUCAAAUGAAUAGGGCAAGCAUAUGUGAACAAAAACAGCUUGAUCGUAACAUUCUUAAAUGAAAGAACAAGACAAUGAAAACUGAAAUAAAGCAAAAUUAUAGUUUCUUGAGGCUGCAGCGAAACAACUUCUUUGCCAAAUACAAGUUCCCCCAUCUAACUUUGAAUGCAAGGUGAAGCUCCCAAGACACAGGCUCUUGUAAUGACAUGCAUUUAGAGCUAAUUUAGUUUAUUUUCGAGGAUACUUCAGGUAUCCAUAAAGUAUCUUUCUCAGCUUUUAUAAAUCUAUAAGUAGAACACUUUAAGUAGAAACAGCAAUAUAGUGGAAAAAAAGCUGAUAAAACUGUUAUACAUUUUUUUCUUCUGAUUUUAAAUUUUAAGAAUCUUAAAGUACAGAUUAAUUAAGUUUUUAAAUGAUUAACAAUUUUUCUGGUAAUCUUUUAUUUUAAAGCACACAUUAUAAAAUUAAUUAUGAAAUACUUAUUUAUAUAUAGGUUUAUAAAAAAAUCCCCCUGAAAUGCUUUAUUAUUAUAGUUAUUUUUAUACCCAAGGGACUAUUAUUUCAAUAAAACUAUUCACAUUUUCUUAUACUGGCCACACAAUGCAUUUCCGGUGAGAGUUUACAGAGAGCUAUAUUCACUGAUGCCCAUUUAUCAACUUAGGUUUUUCAUAGGGCUCAGGCAAUUGUUGCAAUAGGUUUUAGGUACAAAGCAACCACAUUCUCUACAUGUCAAGUGCGAGGUAAAAUAAUACUUAUUUUUCUAUGUUUCUAGAAUAUUUAAUUUUUUACUUUUAGGUGAUUUAUCAUUUUAGUUUAAAGACAAAAUCUUUUCAUCUGAGUUACAUAUCACAUGUAAAUAAACAUUAACUCAUAUCCAAGUAAAACAAUGUAUUAUACUGUGUAUAUAGAACAUCCAGAUCCAUGAGGCGCCGCUGCUACUCUGCUCUCAGUGAUCCAGUAGUCCACUAAUAAUAUAAAACACUCUUUGUUUUAAUGCUUAGUGCUUGGCCAUCACAGUUGAAAGAAAAAUACAUUACACAUCUGUAAAAUAUAUCAUACGUUCUGUAAUAUUUUAAGGACAACAGUAUUAAAAAAGACAGUCAACACAUUUGUAUCCAAAUUAUGCAGAAACAGUCAAAUGUGACUAAGAUAGUUCAACAAGCAUACUCUCCGUUAGGAGAGUGGAGGAUAAUUGGCAAAAAGCUCAACUUUAAAGCUGUUAAAUAAAAAAACACUUCAUUUGAAAGUGAAUUCAAGUAAUGGAUUAAGAAAACUUGAUCCAAAAAAAUCAUUAACUGUUUUUCUUUUUACAACAAUCCAACAGCAAUUGUUUUGGAGUUUCAGUAGUCCAAAGCACCAUUUGUGCAUAAUGAAGCAUAGUCUAAAAUGGGUAUGCAAUAUAAAUUGUCUAUUUUUUUGGGGAAAAGUAAUAGAAGUUGUCAGAUAAAAAGGAUUAAUCUUGAUGACAGAAAACAAGCCAACUCAAAACCCCCAAAAAAUUAGGUUUUUUUACUGUAACGUUUUAGUUUAUUUUUGUGACUACUCAACACACUGAAUGGUCAUGUUUGCCAGACUAGUUUCUGCCUAACCCUAACCCUAACAAAACAUAAAUUCAUGUCCACAUGUUUGAUUGUUUUUUCACAACAGAACAGGUGUAUAUAAAAAAAAAUGAAGUUACAAAAGAAGACUUUGUGAACAAACACCUUAAUUUGUUGAUCAGUCUAUCUGCACUCUACCUUCCCAACACUGUCAGCAAUAUUGAACACUGACGGUGUCCCUCUCAAUACUAUUAAUACCCUUUUAAAGCUCAGAACUUUAAAAUCAAAGACAUCAUCAGUCUGCCUCAUAUUAUGGAAGAAUGUCAGCUGAUAAAUAAAUGGUUUCAAUAAUUUAAAGGGUGGAGAUUCAUUUUAUUCGGCUUCUUCUGAAGCUUAACUCAAAAAAAUAUUCAUACAGGAUCAACAACAGCUUACGUUUAGUCAAACCAUCUGUUACGUGAACCUCAAUCAAAAUAGUUUCAUGCCCAUGUAUCUGAUGAGCACAAUGGUCCAAACAGACUUUAUAUUACAGGAAAAGUUUUCUGGUUGUUUAGUGGGAAAUGGUUGCAUAGCUUUUAACUUAGACAGUGUUUUGAAAAAUAUGAAUACCCCUUACACUUUUUUUCAGAUUUUGUCACAUAACAAUCACAAAAUUCAGUGUAUUAGAAAAAAAUGCUAGAACAACACAAACUAGUGUAUCAUUGUGAAAUGAAAGAAAAAUAAGACAUACUAAUUAGAAAAGUGCUAUGUGCAUCUAAUCUUUACUCCCUAAAUAAAACCCAGUUAAAUUGCCUUCAAAAGUAAUCUAACUAGUGUGUAACUUUGGCUCAGUAUAAAUAUAGACGUUAUUUGGAGGCUUCACAGGUUUUCUGGAAAACAUUAAUGCACAGACAGCAUUGUGAUGACCCAGUUCAGGUUUGGCAUAAAGCUAUUUUGGGAUAAAGCUUUUUUGUUAAGAAAAAUGACAACAAUCUAAAAAAUAUAAUUCUAUUCCAAAUUCCAUUUUUUAAAGGUUUUACAAACCUUUAAUUUUUUAGACCUGUAUCAUUUUCAUUCCUAUUCAAUGUGAAGCAUUAUUGAUUUAUUUUUAACAAAAAAAAAACAUUUACAAGAAAUCACUGUUUGUGGUGAUAACCUUAACAAGAGUUGAAAAAUGUCAAGGGGUUUUAAUAGUUUUGCAAGACACUGCUACUGUAAAGUUUCUUGUGCAGUCCUUUUUCAGCCAAUGUUUAACAAACGGCUUAAGCUGCUACCAGUAUCUGUGUUUGCUUGACUCUGUCUGCUGCCUGAAGCAUCUGUUAGGCUUUUUUUUUUUGUUGUUGCUGUUGCUUUGAUAGAUUCUAGAAACAAGGUCAUCCAUGCAGAUGCAAUUUAAAGUCAUUUUCAAACAUGAUUGGAAAUGAAAGCAUAAAACAUUUGACACCUGGUGGCCUUCUAGAGUUGUCUAUAGCUGUUUUUGCACAAUGUAUAGAGGACUCUAUAAUACACAGAGAAGUAUUUGAAAGAGAAGAGUUACAUAUAUCAAUCACCUUCCAUGUCCAGUACAACCCCAAGCCAUGUCUGUCUUCAAACAUUUUGAGAGCAUGAGAUGAUGUGUGUGAUUUUUUUUUUUUUUGCCUGAAGUAAUACUGAUUAAUGUAAAUUAGAAAAUGAUGUGUGCAAUUUAUGUCUUAGGACAAAUGUGAUGUAUGAAAACGGAGAGAGCCUAAACCAAUGUAAAGUUUGUCCAUUUGUGUUAUUUUGCGGUACUCCUUUUUAUGUCUCGAACUGAUUUCCUCCCCUAAAGUUAUGGUAAGGCCUUUAAAUGAAACCUGGGCACAUGACUGACACCCUUGUUAUUUUUCUGCUGCUUUUGACGAGCCUGCCAGCUACAAAAGAAAGUCAUAAUAUUCUGACACUCCCAUGGCAGACCUGGAGUCAAGUGUUGGAAGCAAAAGGGUGUGUUUUGAUGUAGGUUGAUGUGACACACAUGUACAAAAAAGGGGGGGAAAAAGCAACAAAACAUUGUGAGCAUGUGUUAUAAACUUAUGACAGAUUUAAAUUAGUCUGUUCUUGUGAAAAUAGUAUGUGACAAACGAAUAUUUGACAGAAAAGAGAAAAUGAAAAAAAAAAAGAUAAGCACAAAUGUGUUGAUUGUUGCUGUUCCUCGACUGGUGUAUGAAGUUCUUAAUUAAUAAAACAACUCUGCAAUGUAACUAAACUCCUGCAAAACAAAGCAACUCUCAUGGCAAGCUUGAUGUUAAUAGAGAACUUGUUACACCGUAAAUCAUCACGACACUGGUAAAUAUUAUUUGCUAACUGUAGCAUCACAAAUCUCUGUCUCUUUUUGUUUCUUCCUUAGAAUUCUGCGGGUGAAAAUAAAAACUGAACUUCAAGCAGUGUGACAUCCGUGAUGAGAGUUGCUCUGUAUUCUAGGUGUGACGUUCUGUUUCUAUGUCUGCCUUUAGAGACAGUACUAUUCAUUUGAAAGUCUUUAGAUAAAAAGCUGUCAUUUUGAAAAUGUAUGAGUACAACCAAUAAACAAGACAAAGUCUACAGCAA
Molecule: messenger RNA, 11411 nt
Organism: Fundulus heteroclitus (mummichog)
Lineage: Eukaryota; Metazoa; Chordata; Actinopteri; Cyprinodontiformes; Fundulidae
Gene: kctd16b
Product: potassium channel tetramerization domain containing 16b
Exons: 2
Coding region: 913-2205 (430 amino acids)
Biological process (GO): regulation of G protein-coupled receptor signaling pathway; protein homooligomerization
Cellular component (GO): presynaptic membrane; postsynaptic membrane
Molecular function (GO): protein binding
Source: RefSeq, a predicted model, not a curated record